Messenger RNA from Sander lucioperca (pikeperch), 3705 nucleotides. RefSeq names its product NLR family CARD domain-containing protein 3-like. Gene Ontology annotation, molecular function: protein binding. The record is from RefSeq and is a predicted model, not a curated record. Lineage: Eukaryota; Metazoa; Chordata; Actinopteri; Perciformes; Percidae. The transcript has 9 exons. Bases 30 to 3413 code for a protein of 1127 amino acids.
UUUCUUUUGGAUCUUUGCAGGGACAGAAGAUGGAGACGCCACAAGAAGUCGUCUUAAGAACUUUACAAGACUUGGGAGCUGAGGACUUUGAAACAUUCCAGUGGUUCCUACAGCAGGAAGGGGCCGUUGGAGACUUCCCAGCAAUCCCAAAGUGUGAACUGGAGAAUGUUAACAGGGUGAAAACAGUGGAUACAAUGUUCAAGACCUACAGUAAAAACAUUAAGGAAGUGACCAGAAUAGUUUUAGGGAAGAUGAAUCACAAGAAUUUAUCAAACAUCUCAGUACCUGCAGAGAUUCUUGCUGCGUGCCAGCGAAAUGUCAAAUCCAACUUACAUAAGACGUUCCAGUGUGUGUUUGAGGGAAUUGCUAAAGCAGGAAACCCAACCCUUCUGAAUCAGAUGUUCACAAAGAUCCACAUCACAGAGGGAGGGACUGCAGGGGUCAAUGAUGAACAUGAGGUCAGACAGAUUGAAACAGCAUCCUGGAAAACAGACAGACCAGAAACAACAAUCACAUGUGAAGACAUAUUUAAAACCCCACAUGGAAGAGAUGAACAAAUCAGAACAGUGAUGACAAAGGGAGUGGCUGGCAUCGGGAAAACAGUCUUAACACAGAAGUUUACUCUGGACUGGGCUGAAGGCAUAGCCAACCAGGACAUCCAGUUCACAUUUCCAUUCACCUUCAGAAAGCUGAAUGUGCUGAAACAGAAAAAGUACAGCUUGGUGGAACUUCUUCAUCACUUCUUUAGUGAAACCAAAAAAGCAGGAAUCUACAGGUUUGAAGAGUUCUCGGUUGUGUUCAUCUUUGACGGUCUGGAUGAGUUUCGACUUUCUCUGGACUUCCACAACACUGAGAUCCUGACUGAUGUUACAGAGUCCACCUCAGUGGAUGUGCUGCUGACAAACCUCAUCAGGGGGGAUCUGCUUCCCUCUGCUCGCCUCUGGAUAACCACACGACCUGCAGCAGCCGAUCAGAUCCCUCCAGAGUGUGUUGACAUGGUUACAGAGGUCAGAGGGUUCACUGACCCUCAGAAGGAGGAGUACUUCAGGAAGAGAUUCAGAGAUGAGGAUCAGGCCAGCAGAAUUAUCUCACACAUCGAGACAUCACGAAGCCUCCACAUCAUGUGCCACAUCCCAGUCUUCUGCUGGAUCACUGCCGCAGUUCUAAAGAAGGUGUUGAAGACCAGAGAGGGAGGAGAGCUGCCCAAAACUCUGACUGAGAUGUACAUCCACUUCCUAGUGGUUCAAUCAAAACGGAAGAACGUCAAGUUUCAUGAAAAAUCUGGGACAGAUUCACCCCGGAGUCCAGAGAACAGGAAGAUGAUCAAGUCUCUGGGGAAAUUGGCUUUUGAGCAGCUGCAGAAAGGCAACCUGAUCUUCUAUGAAUCAGACCUAACAGAGUGUGACAUCGAUAUCACAGCAGCCUCAAUGUACUCAGGAGUGUUCACACAGAUCUUUAAAGAGGAGAGUGGAAUGUAUGAGGACAAGGUGUUCAGUUUCGUCCAUCUGAGUGUUCAGGAGUUUCUGGCUGCUCUUCAUGUCCAUCUGACCUUCAUCAACUCUGGAGUCAACCUGCUGGCAGAAAAACAUACAUCAUCAUGGCUGUCUAAAGUAUUCAGAAAAAAACUAAGACAUCUCCACCAGAGUGCUGUGGACAAGGCCUUACAGAGUCCAAAUGGACACCUGGACUUGUUCCUUCGCUUCCUCCUCGGUCUUUCUCUUCAGACCAAUCAGGCUCUCCUACGAGGUCUUCUGACAAAGACAGGAAGUAGCUCACAGACCAAUCAGGAAAUAGUUGAGUACAUCAAGAAGAAGAUGGAUGAGAAUCUGUCUGCAGUGAGAAGCAUCAAUCUGUUCCACUGCCUGAAUGAACUGAAUGAUCGUUCUAUAGUGGAGGAGAUCCAACAGGCCCUGAGUUCAGGACGUCUCUCCACAGGUAAACUGUCUCCUGCUCAGUGGUCAGCUCUGGUCUUCAUCUUACUGUCAUCAGAAGAAAAUCUGGACGUGUUUGACCUGAAUAAAUACUCUGCUUCAGAGGAGGCUCUUCUGAGGCUGCUUCCAGUGGUCAAAGCCUCCAAAAAAGCUAUGCUGAGUGGCUGUAACCUGUCAGAGAGAAGCUCUGAAGCUCUGUCCUCAGUUCUCAGCUCCCAGUCCUCUAGUCUGAGAGAGCUGGACCUGAGUAACAACGACCUGCAGGAUUCAGGAGGGAAGCAUCUCUCUCCUGGACUAGAGAGUCCACACUGUAAACUGCAGACUCUCAGGUUGAGUGGCUGUGACCUGUCAGAGAGUAGCUGUGAAGUUCUGUCCUCAGUUCUCAGCUCUGAGUCCUCUAGUCUGAGAGAGCUGGACCUGAGUAACAACGACCUGAAGGAUUCAGGAGGGAAGCUGCUGUUGUCCGGACUUCAGAGUCCACACUGUAAACUGGAGACUCUCAGACUGAGUCGCUGUAACUUGUCAGAGAGAAGCUGUGAAGCUCUAUCCUCAGUUCUCAGCUCAGAGUCCUCUAGCCUGACAGAGCUGGACCUGAGUAACAACAACCUGAAUGAUUCAGGAGGGAAACUGCUGUCGGCUGGACUGAAGAGUCCACACUGCACACUGGAGACUCUCAGUCUGUCAGGCUGUCUGAUCUCAGAGGAAGGCUGUUCUUCUCUGGUCUCAGCUCUGAGCUCAAACCCCUCCCAUCUGAGAGUGCUGGACCUCAGCUACAAUCAUCCAGGAGACUCAGGAGUGGAGCUGCUGUCGGCUGGACUGAAGGAUCCUCUCUGGAGACUGGACACUCUCAGGGUGGAGCCUGCUGGAGUCAGAUGGUUGACACCAGGUCUGAGAAAGUAUUCCUCUGAACUCACACUCGACACAAACACAGUGAGCAGAAGACUCAAACUGUCUGACAACAACAGGAAGGUGACAUAUGUGGAGGAGGAUCAGUCAUAUCCUGAUCAUCCAGAGAGGUUUAGCUACUGGUGGCCUCAGCUGCUGUGUAGAGAUGGUCUGACUAGUCGCUGUUACUGGGAGGUCGAGAGGAGAGGAGGGGUUUCUAUAGCAGUGAGUUACAGAGGAAUCAGGAGGAAAGGAGCCCAUGACUGUUUGUUUGGAUGUAAUAAUCAGUCCUGGAAUCUGUUCUGCUCUGAUGAUGGUUACACAGUCUGUCACAAUGACAGAGAAACAGUCUUCCAUCUCUGCUCCUCCUCCUCCUCCUCUGACUCUGAGAGAGUAGCAGUGUAUGUGGACUGUCCUGCUGGCUCUCUGUCCUUCUACUCAGUCUCCUCUGACUCACUGAUCCACCUCUACACCUUCAACACCACAUUCACUCAGCCUCUUUAUCCUGGGUUUAGGGUUGGAUUUCCUGGUUCCUCAGUGUCUCUGUGUCCUGUGGAGGAUGGAGAGUCUCCUCCUGUCAGAGAACCAGACAGUUGAAUCUGAUCAGGAUCAUCAGCUGAUGUUACUAAUUACUACUUAAGAUACUUAUUUCUACACUGUGGUAUCAGUACUUUAACUUGAGUACUUUGUGGUAUAUUUUAUAUUCUUAUUUUUUACUAUGAUAUAAUGUUUUUAUUGUGUUAUUAUAAUUCUAAGAGUCAGUUUUGUCGUUAGUAAACCGCCGUACAGAUCUGGGUUCUGUUUCAGGAAGCAGGUUUUGUGAAAACUCUGACUUAGUUACUAUGGUAACUUCACCUCAGACUCAGUAACUUCACCUCAGAGUCAGUUA